This is a messenger RNA of Trypanosoma conorhini, 540 nucleotides long. RefSeq lists its product as uncharacterized. The transcript has a single exon. Lineage: Eukaryota; Euglenozoa; Kinetoplastea; Trypanosomatida; Trypanosomatidae. The record is from RefSeq and is a predicted model, not a curated record. Bases 1 to 540 code for a protein of 179 amino acids.
AUGCAUGCGGGCCGCUCGGGGCACGUGUUUGUUUUUUGCCCCGCACGUUUGUUUGUUGCGUUGCCCGCCACGCGGCGGCGGUGCUGGCGCCCCGCACGAAGAGGAGCUCGCAGCCGCCGCCCCGCAGGAAAAGACGCGGGCCGCGGCACGCACCGCCGGUCGGACGCGCGGCUUCCCCGCGGGCACCGUCACCCGCACCUUCGCGUGGCGGCGGGGGCACUUGGCUGCUCAACCGUCGCAGUGGGCGUCUCGUGCGGGUGCCGGACCGUCGCCUCCGCCGCCCCCCGCACGCGGCCUGCGCUGCCUCCCACUGCCGCGCCCGAAAUCAUCGCCGCCGUCGCUGUUUUUUUCUCCCCACACUUGUCUUCGCACACACACACACAACCGACGCGCACGCGAUGCGCCUGUAGUGCCGUGCAGGUGGAUGCCCUCUUUGCAGCCUGCGCUGGCAGUGCCGUGUGCGGCUACUGCUGCGGUUUCCUCGCGGGCCGUGAAGAGAAGGGAAGGAAAACGCACAGCACGAGGGGGAGUGCGCUGUGA